UUGUGUUUGUUAUUGUUGGGGCAGCAGCUGCUUUGCUAGCACCAGCAACGAUGAGUAGUCGAGUUGGAUUUGUGAAAAAUCGAGUUAAGUUCGAAUGAUGCGAGUGAUCGGAACGGUUGUCUUGUUGGUUUAGCACGGAUUCUCGUCGUCUUAUUGCGUCCAGUGAAUAGCGUGCUAGAGAAGCGUGUCGUGUUGGAGGCUAAUUGGGAACGUACAAAAAAAAGUGCCGCAAUUUGUGUGUUAAUAAUAUAUGAAAUUAUUUAAAUACGGGUAGAAUAAUUGCGAAACGGUAGUAGUGCCGAAGGGAGGCUGUGUCGCGUAUAACAUAAUUUAGGGCGGCCAAAAGAAGAAAACAGAACAACAGUGCUUGCCAGGAAGCAAACGUGUUUGUUGUGUUUUCGGUGUAUAUAAUUAUAAUUCUUUUGGAAUUGCCACUUGUGUAGUGUGUUGCAUUCAUGUUUGUUUGCGUUUCUUGUGUGCGAAUUGUUUUUGUGUCGUCGCCGUGUUUGCUGACAUUCGCUUAGCACUCAACAAUUCACAGCUGUUUUGCAUUUAAUAAUAAUUACAAUGUGGUAUGCAUUUGAAUUGUGCAAGUGAAGUGUCUAUAAAGUUAUGAAAAGAAUUUGAAAGUGUUGCAAAAAAAAGCAAAUGUACAUAUGUAGUGGCAAAUAAACAACAACAUCAACAACAAUUAUAACUAAUCACGCCAAGCGUUCCAGCAUCAAAUCAAUUGCUGAUGAAUAAGCACAAAGCCAAAUAAGUUAAUAAGAAAAAAAUCAUACGAAGCGUAUACGAAUGCGCACGAGGAACGUAAUAGGAAACCGGUUUACUAACAACAAUAGUACUUACCAUUAGCAUCAGCAAAGAAAAUAAUAAAUUGUAAAUAAAUAAGAUAAAAGAAGAUACUUUAAGGCGAACGAAGCCACCGAAACAGUGACCAAUGCGCGUUUGAGGAAGUGUAAAGGCAAAAGGCAAACGACAAAAGCCAAAAGGGUAACCAAAACGUCUGCGCUUCAAACUAGUAAAAUUUAAAGUACCUUCUCACAUACAUACAUAUGUGCAUACAUGUGUAUGUACAUAAAAAGCAAGCUUAAAGCAAAAAGUGCGCAUCCGUUGCACUCCAUCCUCGCGACUCAAACCAAUACUCGAUAAUUCCGACGCGGCUUACAAUAGGUGCUCUUGUUUUAUUGGCGUCUUGUGGUGAUUAUCCCGCUGUCCGCGCUUUGGUUACACAUUCGACGCAGUCUCAAGAUUUCCGGGUCGUCACUGCGUGCGCCGCUUGCAACUGCACUGUUAUGCCGUGCUGUUCACCAAUAUAUUCCAGUGCACAUUUUGUUAAGAUUAUUUGGCUGUAGUGUCUACGUCCACUAUUCAUAAACGUUCUCCCGCUGCUGCAACGUAUUUUCCUCCACUUAAUUACGUUUAGCGUUUAUACUGUGCGAGCGUGUUUCGCGUGUGUGUAGUAACCGGUCAGUUGGAGCCGCAGGGCUAGUGGUUAUAGAGCUAAAACAACAAGAAAAUUAAGCAGUAUAACAACAACAAAUGCUGUAGUUAGCGUUCAGCGAAUAUAGAAUGGCAAGAUUUUUGUGUAAGAAGGCAGUGAACUCUCUCAAGUGAAAGAGAUAAGCGCUUUUGGAAACAUACCCACACAUACAAAUACAUAUCUAAUAUAAUAAUAUAGUCAAAAUUUUGGCUAGUUUCGUGCAAGACAACUGUGUAAUCGUUUGUGCACACUUUUACUUUCAAGCAAUUUUUAUGAAGCAAUGUGAAAUACGAAAAAAAUUGACAACACAAAGGAAAUAAUCUGUGCAAAAGCGCAUUCCCCGCACAGUUACAGAGGUGAGGGGAGUUAUAGCACAUAUUUUAUAAGCUUUCGCGUUUAUGCGCUUCAAAUCGAAUUUGAAAAUCAACUGACUGGUGAGCAAGUUAACGAAAACGCCAGCAACAAAAAAUACAAGCAGACGCCACAGCAUGUCCGCCAGUCUAAUGUCAUGUGUUCGGGAGAACUCCCCACCGUUAGAUAUAGUGGAUGGUGCCAACUGUAGCAGUGCAACGGGUCCAAUGUCUUUACCCGAUUGUCAUAUGACUACAAUGUCCACACAUAAACAACAACAACAACUCACAUCAACACCACUAUCAACGCCCAAUAUAAAUGAGAGUAGCAGCAGCGGUGGUGGCGGCGCUAGUGGAGGAGGUGAUGGAACAACACAAACUACUGAACCGAAACGUCGCCGCUUCCAUCCGCUGCGCAAUCUUCGGCGCAUUUUUCGUCGACGCACGAUCACCAACGUACCGGACACACCGCCGAGCGUCAACACAACCAACACAUUGCCACCGCCCACCAGCAGCACCAGUGAAAAGAAUCUGCGCAGCGCCACACUCUCCUCCAUAUCGUCAGCGGUGUCGGCCUCAUCGCCCUCCUCACCAUUAACCCACCAACAACUGCAGGACGCCUACUCAUCACAAUCGCUGCCCAAAUCGAAAUCCUAUUCGAUCAGUGGCUGUGGUGUUGGUGUUGUUGCCGCCGCCGGCAAUAGUGGCGGUAAUAAGUCCACACAGCACAGAGAUGCCCUAUUGGCAACGGUGUUAGGUGGAGGUGGUGGUAAACACAAGCAGCAACAACAACAUAAUAAACAACAAUUACAACAACAAUUGGAAGAAGAUAUCGACAUGUAUACAACACACGCCACACACAGCACCACAUCGGCGCUGUUCCACCAUCAUCAGCAUCAACAGGUGGGCAGCAGCGGCGGUGUACUCUUCCAGCCGCCACACUCGGUGCGGCAAUCGUUGGGCGUGGCUGUGCUGCCGAGCGCCAUGAAUCGCAGCUUCUACGCUGAGCGCCAGAAGUUGCGCAGCAUCGGCGACUCGUCGCAGGAGUUGGACAGCAGCGGCAAUGAUAGCGGCAGCGCCAACAACACGGUGAGCGGCAGCGCGAACGGCGGCGCACGGACGAAUGGCUGUGCGAGCAGUGAGAUGUCGGACAGUCAGCGUAGCCUCAGCGAAGGACGCUUGGUGGACAGCGAUUACAGUCACGAUCCACUCUCUCAAUCACACGACAGCGUAUUUUCCGAAUCGGCAUCAGCGAGUCUAUUCUCCAACAGAGAUUAUCAGGCUGAGCUCUCCGAUGUGCUGCGUAAACGCAAUCGCCAUCGUCAGGAUGCUUCCGAAGAGGAUCUGGGACUGCCACGCAGUCCAGCUUCACCGCAACGGCGCGUCGAACGCACCACACAGCGCACUCACUAUGCCAAUAGCAAGCACACAACCACAGCCACAUCUUCCACCGCCACCACCACGGGCGGCAAUCACAGUGAAGUGUCCUCGUUGAGUUUGCUGAGCAUGAAUAGUGGUGAUGGCGAUGAGCUAUUCACCGCAUCCACCGCAAAUAAUUCCACAAUUAGCGCCAAAGAAUUUGUGCAGGAACGUUCGUUGACAACAACAUCGUCGACGGUGAGUGGACGCAGCAUAACACGCUCUUCCACCGUGUCGACCACAUCAGUGUCCUCGGAGAUUUAUCGACACUCGUCGAGCGGCAGUUUGGCCAGCGACACGAACCGAGACGAGCCGGAUUUGUUGGGUGCGAAGUAUCAACGUCUGUCACAUUCGGCUGCCAAGCAUAAAAUGGCUCUACGUCCGGCUAAGAAGAAGGGACCGAGUCGUCUGCACCGGCGUACGCUGGAGACCUCAAUACCCGAAGCCAAUGAAGAUAGCCUCAGGUUGGCUAAUAAUACACUACUGGACAUAAAAGAACACGACAUCAAAGCCAAAACACGCUCCCUACCGCCUAGCGUUAAUACUAAAGUAUUAGAUCAACAUGCUGUUGAACCGAAAAAGGUGGCAUCACCUUCGAAAUCGAAAACGAAAUCUACAAACGCCAGCAAUGAGCAAACAGUAAACGUUAAGCGCUCGAAAAUCGAGAAACAUGAAAGAAGUAAUGAUGGUGGCAAACUCACCACUAACACAACAACAAUUACCACCACUAGCAGCAGCAGCAGUAGCGGUUCCAUAACGGCUGCCACCAAUCUAUUUGGCUUGCGCACGUUGACAGCGAAGGCAACGGCGCUCUUUGAGCCACCACAGGAGUCGUCCACCGAUCCAACACCCAGUGAACAGGAAUUGAAGAGAGAGAAGGAACGUGAGAAACUCAAGGAAAAGGAAAAAGAGAAGAUGAAAGAGAAAGACAAAGACAAAGAGAAGGAUGCCGCAAGUACACAAGUGGAGACCACAGAGAGUGGUUUCCUGCGACGACUCAUACAACGCAACUCGAAGCGUUCGACCACGCGCAAUAACAACAACAGCAGCAGCAACACUCCUAACAGCGUGCCGGCCGCCGAGGAAAAAAUGGAACUGAGUCAAAGUGAAACGGAUGCCAAAACUAAAAUGCAGGUUUCCACCUCGUGUUUGGAUAUGAAGCCGACACCCGAGCCCAGUUUGACCAAAUUAGAUAAAUCACGUAGCGCCUUGAGCUACGAACAAAAUAUCGAAGAGACACGUAAGGACAUUAAACGUGAAAUUUUGGCUGUCGGCAGCACCGGCUUGAAUGCCAUGCUGAACGCGCAUAAUUUGACAGCACACAGUAGCAGCGCCAACAACGUCAAGGAAGCCGCCGCGACAACCUCGCCACCGAAACCGAAAUCGGGCGCGGCAGCACGCCAACGCUACAUGCCGCAGGACAUCGGCUCGCUGGAACGCAAGGUGACCACGAGCGCCAACACGACAGCGCACGACUCGUAUGCCAGCAGCACGAGCAGCUUACUCUCCAAGAGCUCACAGCAAGAGAUAUUCCAAUCCACUUCGAUUAUACGUGAAAUUACCGCCUCACAGGCAUCCAGUGUGAAUUCGUUGAGCAGCGUCAGCAAAUUGUCGGAACAUCACUAUGAGAAGAAACCGAAAAUAGUUGGACUCAGCGCUUUUCAGCAAAAGAUCUCACGUUCCAACGAUUCGGUGGUACGUUACGCCGCCAGCAAUGGCAGUAACGCGCACUCCACCAGCUCGCUGGACGCCGCCGACGAAACGCACGCGUACAGCAGCCAAGAACAGAAGCAACGAAAAGUUGUGGAGAAAUCGCGCAGUUUUCGCACCUACCAAGAGGAUGCGUAUGCCACGCCCACCGCGAUGCACAACAACAUGCCCAGUUUGCCUGAUUUGACGUUGAAUUUGCGUGUGCCCUACAAUGACUUCGCACACAACGCCAAGGAUCAUGCCGAGCACGGCGCUUUGGAUGCGGAGCUGCAAGGUGAUAAAGCGACGCGCGCUACCACACCGCGCACUGAGUCUGCUGGCAAUUUAACUACCACGAGCAGCAAUUAUAAUUUUACAAAAAAUAUUGUGGUGAAGAGUACGCCAAGCAAAACGGUUACGCCAGACGAGUCCAACAAGGGUGACUUACUUGUGAAAUCGCCAUUCAUCAAUGUAUUGCGCAAACCAACGAGCACCACCAGUUUGGAGGAGAAAGCGCUUGUGGUUACUGUAAGCGCCGCCAACAGCAACCGAAAAUCUGUUGAGCAGAUAAAUACGCCCAAGCCAUCGCCCAUCUCGCUCGUCACUGUGGUGCCGCCCGCAGCGGAAGUGUUGAAGGCCGAGCAGCAGCUGCGUCCGAAAGUCUUGCAUUUGCGGGAUUCGAAUGCGAGCCUGGAUACGUCCACCUCCACGGACGACCCGAAACUCACGCCCACAACAGCGGCGGUACCGUUGCGCGAGAAGAGCAAGCUGAAGUCUAAUGUGGCGGUGGCUAAUGUGCGCAACUCCAUGGAUGUUUUAGCAGCAAAUGCCAAAGAUAUGGAGCGCAAAUCGGCGCCAGCACCGGUGGUGCAGAGUGCCAAGGCGCAAAGCGUCAAGACGACGCGUCGCAGCACCAGCUUGUUAGGCAGCCCGCCAGCGCAUUGCCAAAGCGGCAAUGAGGAGCGCGGCGCCGCAGUAAAGUUGCAUGAGUCGACAAGCGGCAGCAGCACGCCGAACGACGAUGGCGUGCCGGAGUUCAUGCGCAUACAGUUGAACCGCGUUGAUCCCGCGCGCAUUGCUAAGAGCGCCAAUGUGGUGCUGGCCAAGAAUGUGCGCGAGCUGCAAACGCCUACACAACAGCAGCAACAACAACAAACAGAAGCACAGCAAGUGCAACAAGAGAAGCAGCAGCAGCCGCAACAGCAACAACAAGUGACCAAAGAGGCUAAUAACGAGCGCAACAGCAAUUUGGAGGAGCUCAGCUUGCGCCGCUUGAGCAACGAGAGCGUGGAGAUUAUCGAGAAGCCCUCACCCAAUGAAGCCGACAAGCAGAAAACCAUAUUCGAUAUGAGCCAGAAUCACAGCAGCAGCAACAACAACAAUAAAUCGCCAACUAAAAUGCAUGUGGUUGUCAGCGCGCUGCCGCCAAGAAGUCCCGUGAAGAAACAACAAUCGAUUGUUACGCUGUCACCAACUACACCGACCACACCAACAACACCGAUAACACCAACGGCAACCGACGUCGACGAAAGCGCAUUGCUGCGCAUGAAAACGCCAUCAGAUACGCCCGCUGACGCGGCAACGCUGAGCGCCAAAAAGUUAUCGUUGCAAGAGCGCAAGCGCUUAUUCAUGAGCGAGGAGAAAUUGAAGACGGACAAGCGCAUUGAGGAGUUGCGCAAUGAGCGCAAGAAGUCCAUUACAGAGGAAGUCUAUCGCAAAUCAUUUGCCAAAUCGGAGGAGAAAUUGGAGACGAGCGAAAAGGCGGCGACCGACAAUGUGGUCAUGCUGCGCAAGAAGUCCUUCUGCGCCACCACGCAAGCGGGCGCGCCGACCAACGGCAAUCGCGACGAUGCGACGCCGGAGUUGAUGAAGGUUUUCGCGCGGCGCUCAUUGAAAAUCAAAGAUGAGGACAUCAACGCGCUUGCCGACAAAAUACAAGUGGGCAAUGGCGGCGGCGGUAGCGGUAGCGGCAGCGGCGCCAAGAAAUUCGUGGCGGCGCAGCAGAAUGUCGACAGCGACAAGGAGAAUCAGUCGGCGAGCGAGGAGAAACUGGACAAAUUGCCGAAAUUGGAGGCGUCCCACGAAAUGCAAAGCGGCAAAUUGACGAAUGGUGUCAAUAAUCGCAAUUCGCUGGCAGAUUUUCGCACGAAAAGCGUUAUUGGCGGCGCGUCACAUACGAAUGGCUUAAGCGUGCAUAAUAACAAUAAUAAUAAUAACAACAACAAUCACACUGCCGCAAAUAACAGUAAUAACAGCACCACCGGCAUACACAGCGUUAACAAUACCACCGCCAACAAUGUCAACAAUGUCAACAGCAGCAACAACGCUGUCACCAGCGGCGGUGGCGUCGGCGGCGCCAAUAACCGCAGCUUCCUGCCGCCCAUCAAAGUCGCCGGUUUCCGCGCCAUACCCAUCGAGCGCAACAACAGCGUUAGCAAAAUCUUUCCGAACACUGCGUCUGAAACUCUAAACAACAACAAUAAUAACAAUAGCAACAGCAACAAUUUGAAUAACAACAAUCACCAUCAACAGCAACCACAGCUAAAUGGCAAGGCGCACGAGCGGCAAUCGUUGAACAUCAAAGCGCUUGAGAGCAACAGCAGCGGCAGCAGCAGCAGCAUGAAUAGUUCGACGAGCAGCAGCAGCGCGCUUAGCAAGACAAUCGAGCGCUCGGCAACGGUUAGCGAAUUUAAGGGUAUACAUCAGCGGCGCGCCGAGUGGGAGCAACGCGCCAAGGAGGCGCUGAAGUAAGUGUAACAAGGGAGUUGGCAACGCGCUUGUAUACAGUGUGCUGGUGAGCAGCGAAAUAUGUGCGAAUAUAAGAAAUGAAAAUGCCGGCGCAGCAAAUGAGGCGCCAUGUGAAUUGCACGAACGCGCCAAAAUAGCAAAAGUAAUGAAAUAUGUUAUGUACGCAUGCUGGUGUACAUGGGAAAAAUUGACAGUGACUUGGCGCAUGCGCAUGCGCAUGCUUUUCGAGCUUAUUUGCAUUUUCUGCAACAUUUAAGUACUAAGUUUUAAUUCAACUUUCUUUUCCAUCAUACAAAAUUAUGCCGUAAAGUUGUAAAUGUUACUAACAAAAUCUAAUAUAAGCAAAAACAAAAAAUACUAAAAUGCUAAGAAAUAUGUAUGAAAUUUUCUAAAUGGUCAUUAAUGAGUUGGCGGUUUGAACAAAA
Molecule: messenger RNA, 8114 nt
Organism: Bactrocera tryoni
Lineage: Eukaryota; Metazoa; Arthropoda; Insecta; Diptera; Tephritidae
Product: serine-rich adhesin for platelets
Exons: 9
Coding region: 1972-7692 (1906 amino acids)
Source: RefSeq, a predicted model, not a curated record